Messenger RNA from Vitis riparia (riverbank grape), 3378 nucleotides. RefSeq names its product structural maintenance of chromosomes protein 3-like. The transcript has 20 exons. Gene Ontology annotation, cellular component: chromosome. Bases 3 to 2915 code for a protein of 970 amino acids. Lineage: Eukaryota; Viridiplantae; Streptophyta; Magnoliopsida; Vitales; Vitaceae. Gene Ontology annotation, biological process: mitotic sister chromatid cohesion. Gene Ontology annotation, molecular function: ATP hydrolysis activity; cohesin loader activity; ATP binding. The record is from RefSeq and is a predicted model, not a curated record.
CUAUGUUUUUUCCCUUAAUUCAGGUUGAAGAGGCGCGAACCAAAGUUUCUGAAACGUCUACAAGGAUGUAUAACAGUGUUCUGGAAGCCCAUGAAAAGUCUAAGGACUUGGAUAAGACAUAUAAAGAUCUAACAAAAGAUGUUCAAGGUUUAAACAAAGAGAAAGAAUCAAUUGACAAGCAGCGAUCUGAGGCAAUACAGAAGCGCACACAGCUUGAACUUGAUGAUAAAGAUCUACGAGAAAAAAUGUCUGUGAAUAUUAAGGCCAAGGAGGAUGCAGCAAAACAGCUUGAGAUUCUACAGAGAGAAAUUCAAGACUCAACAGAGGAGCUUCACAAAAUUACUCCUUUGUACGAUGAGAAAGUCAUAGAGGAGAAGGAGAUAUCUAAAGGAAUAAUGGAGCGUGAAAAGCAGCUUAGCAUUCUUUAUCAAAAACAAGGUCGAGCUACUCAAUUUUCUAGCAAAGCUGCACGUGAUAAAUGGCUUCAAAAGGAAAUUGAUGAUCUUGAACGAGUUCGUUCUUCGAAUAUGGUUCAGGAGAAAAAACUCCAGGAUGAAAUUCAUCAACUCAAUACCGAGGUGAAAGAAAGAGAUAUCUACAUUGAUAGUCGCAAAAAGGAAAUUGAAUUGUUACAAUCACUCAUCUCUCAGUCUCGUGAUGGUUUCAACGAUUACAAGGCACAGAGAGACAAGCUGCAGGAUGAGCGGAAGUCCUUAUGGGGGAAAGAAAGUGAACUCUCUGCUGAAAUUGAUAAGCUAAAGACAGAAGUUGUAAAAGCCGAAAAGAGUCUUGACCAUGCAACUCCUGGUGAUAUUAGGAGAGGACUGAAUUCUGUUCGGAGGAUAUGCAGAGAGUUCGAAAUUCAUGGAGUCUUUGGUCCAAUUUUUGAGUUACUUGACUGUGAUGAAAAAUUUUUCACUGCUGUCGAAGUUACUGCUGGAAACAGCUUAUUCCAUGUGGUGGUUGAAACUGAUGAAGUAUCAACCCAGAUAAUUAGGCACCUUAAUGCAUUGAAAGGUGGACGGGUUACUUUUAUACCACUGAAUAGGGUGAAGGCUCCACAUGUGGCUUAUCCGCAGAGCUCUGAUGUGAUACCUUUAUUGAAGAAAUUGAAAUUCUCACCUAAUUAUACUCCAGCUUUUGCCCAGGUAUUUGCUAGAACAGUGAUUUGCCGGGAUUUGGAUGUCGCUACAAGGGUUGCUCGUACUGAUGGUUUAGAUUGUAUAACCUUAGAAGGUGAUCAAGUAAGCAAGAAAGGUGGAAUGACUGGGGGAUUUUACGAUUAUAGGCGCUCAAAACUGAAAUUUAUGAAUAUAAUUAGGCAGAACACAAAGUCCAUCAACAUGAAGGAAGAUGAGCUGGAGAAAGUUAGGUUUAAGCUUCAAGAGAUAGACCAAAAAAUUACAGAGCUAGUCACUGAGCAGCAGAAAAUUGAUGCCAAGCAGGCUCAUGACAGAUCAGAAUUGGAGCAGCUAAAGCAGGACAUUCUUAAUGCUAAUAAGCAGAAAGAGUCCAUUUAUAAAGCUCUGCAAAAGAAGGAAAAGUUGCUUGCAGAUGUUCGGACUCAAAUUGAGCAGCUCAAAGCCAGUAUGGCUAUGAAACAGGCUGAAAUGGGCACAGAUCUCAUUGAUCACUUAACACCGGAAGAAAAACAUCUGUUAUCACGAUUGAAUCCUGAAAUAACAGACCUGAAAGAUCAGCUUAUCACAUGCAGAACGGAUCGCAUAGAGAUUGAAACAAGAAAAGCAGAGCUUGAGACCAAUCUAACCACCAACCUUGUUAGACGGAAGCUAGAAUUAGAGGCUAUAAUAUCUUCUGCAGAGACUGACAUUUGGAGUGGGGAAGCUGAGUUGAAGAGGCAAGAACUAAAGGAGGCUAAGUUGUUAGUUGAAGAUUUGACGCAGCGGCUCAAAAGAGUUUCUGAAAAUAUAGAUGAACGAACAAAGCAACUGAGGAAGAUCAAAGAUGAAAAAAAUAAGUUAAAGAGUUUGGAAGACAACUAUGAGAGGACGCUCCAGGAUGAAGCAAAAGAACUAGAGCAAUUAUUAAGUAAAAGAAAUCUUCUUCUUGCUAAACAAGAAGAUUACUCAAAGAAAAUCAGAGAAUUGGGUCCACUAUCCUCAGAUGCUUUUGACACAUACAAAAGGAAGAGCAUCAAAGAAUUGCAUAAAAUGCUUCACAAGUGCAAUGAGCAACUCCAACAGUUCAGCCAUGUAAACAAGAAAGCACUUGAUCAAUAUAUAAAUUUUACAGAGCAACGGGAAGAACUCCAGAAAAGGCAAGCAGAAUUGGAUGCAGGUGAUGAGAAAAUUAGAGAGCUUAUAUCAGUUCUGGAUCAACGGAAGGAUGAAUCGAUAGAGCGGACGUUCAAAGGUGUUGCUAGGCACUUUCGAGAAGUAUUCUCUGAACUUGUACAAGGUGGCCAUGGGUUUUUGGUUAUGAUGAAGAAAAAGGAUGGUGAUCAUGGUGAUGAUGACCAUGAUGAGGAUGGGCCUCGUGAAGCUGACAUGGAAGGAAGAGUUGAAAAAUACAUUGGUGUGAAAGUGAAGGUUUCUUUUACUGGGCAAGGGGAGACACAGUCAAUGAAGCAAUUGUCAGGGGGUCAAAAAACAGUAGUAGCCCUGACACUAAUCUUUGCCAUACAACGAUGUGAUCCUGCUCCUUUUUAUCUUUUUGAUGAGAUAGAUGCUGCCCUUGAUCCUCAGUAUAGAACUGCUGUUGGAAAUAUGAUUCGUCGCCUGGCAGACAUGGCUAAUACUCAGUUCAUAACCACAACAUUCCGUCCGGAGCUUGUGAAAGUUGCUGACAAGAUAUAUGGGGUGACACAUAAAAACAGAGUCAGCCAUGUCAAUGUUGUCUCCAAGGAAGAUGCAUUAGAUUUUAUUGAGCAUGAUCAGUCUCACAACACUGAUUAAGUGAGGUCCCUUGUGAGAGAGCUGUUACAUUAACGUUGGAUAUGCUGGUGGAACGUUGAAGUCUCUGUAUACUUGUGCUGCUAAGAGUGUAAACCAGAUCUACCUCUUACAACUAUACACCCUUUGCUCUGUACAAAACUGAUGUUUUCUGCCUCUAUGUUAACCCUUUUGUAGGUAGAACAACUUUGGAAGCAUAGAUGAUGGAUCCCCUAUAGGCUGAUAAAUAUGGAACACUGGAUGUUGCUUGAUUAACAGUGAGCCUGUUAUGGAACUUUAAUUGUCAUUAUUGUUAGUUUUUUCUUUUUCUUUCCUGAGAAAGGAUUUUAACUGUUAUUUAGGUUGAUUGACUCUGUGUUUUAACUUGUAUGUGGUGUACAUAUGCAUCCUAAUUUGGUAGGAGUAUGCUUUUUGGGAAACUGAAAACCCUAUUUGGCUGCAGACUGAAAAUGAAUUUCAUGAUCAA